Cherax quadricarinatus is the source of this 1178-nucleotide messenger RNA. RefSeq names its product DBF4-CDC7 kinase regulatory subunit chiffon. The record is from RefSeq and is a predicted model, not a curated record. Gene Ontology annotation, cellular component: Dbf4-dependent protein kinase complex. NCBI's taxonomy places the organism in Eukaryota, Metazoa, Arthropoda, Malacostraca, Decapoda, Parastacidae. Gene Ontology annotation, molecular function: protein serine/threonine kinase activator activity. Gene Ontology annotation, biological process: positive regulation of nuclear cell cycle DNA replication; regulation of cell cycle phase transition.
ACCAACAGAUGGCAGUGAUGAUGUUUGUAGCUGUAACCAAUAGUGGUGUGCAGGAAGCACACUCCUUGCUUUCAUAUUAUUCCUUUUUUUUUAAGUUUACAAGUGUUAUUCAGACUCAGAGUUAGGCAUGAGUGAUGCGGAAGUGACGUGGAAGUUGAUAAUGAACGAGGAAAAAGAAGAAGAAAGUGUAUAAACGGUGAUAAUAGGGAAAGGGCAGCAGUAAGCCUAACAACCGCGGCCCUCUUGGUUCAAUGAUUGUGAAGCAACACAAAUUUGUAUUGGUCUGCGGACGAUGGUUUCUCCCUCUAAAAAGAGGCAGAUAAAGGGUAGAGUGACUACAGGACAUAAAAGUGACCGUAAAGGGGACAAAGCCAGUAGCAGACUACCGUACAAACCACUGUUAAACAAGACAUUUUACUUGGAUGUGAAAGGUUACAGAAAUAUUGCCAACAUCAGAGCAGACAUACGAAACCUUGGAGGGAUAGUUGAAGAGUUCUUGAGCCGGGAAGUAAACUAUGUAAUAAGUUCCCGUGGAAAUCAAUCAGCGGGUGGCUCCAGCGGUGAACAGCAGCCAUCACCCAGUGGUGUACAAAUUGCCUCUCCCCUCACACCACAUCAGCCUCUGUCUUCACUCCCCUCAACCUCACAUGACUCACCACUAAAUAACAUUGACUCUCCAAGAGAAGAUUCAGGCAAAAAACGUGUUAGGACUAGAGCUGAAGUGCUCUUGGAACGUGCCUGUGUGCGGCGCCAAGGCACAAGUGACGUACUUGAAAACGCACGGUUGUGGAAUGUUCCUGUUUGGCCAUUGGCUAAACUUUUAAAGUGGCUGUCUGUACUAAAAGAAAACGACCGAUACAAACCACAGAAGACUCCUAGCAGCAUAACCUCAAAAGGUUCCUCAUCCUCAUCCUUAGCUAAGGUUCAGCGUUUAAGAACUCCAUUCAUCAAAACUGAAUCCUUUAGUAGGCCACAGGACAUCCAGUGGAUUGAGAACAUGUCAAGAGAGUGGCUUCCUGCCAAGGGAAAUACAAGCCACUCUUCAAAGAGUUAACUGUUUGGCCAGAACUAAACUUGUCCAAUCCACCUGGAGUAUCGCCAUUUGCUGACCUUAAGCAGACCAAAACACGCCAAAACCUAAAGACUUCUUCAGCACACAGAGACGAUUUUAGAGAAAA